Messenger RNA from Macaca mulatta (Rhesus monkey), 1055 nucleotides. The record is from RefSeq and is a predicted model, not a curated record. NCBI's taxonomy places the organism in Eukaryota, Metazoa, Chordata, Mammalia, Primates, Cercopithecidae.
CUGGGCUGAAGCCAUCUUUUUGCCUCCACCUCCCGAGUGGCUGGGACUACAGUUGUGCGCCACCACGCCCCCCUCCUGCCCAGGUUUGUUACUGGGGUGGUCACGUGGGCGGCUUCUGCCUGGGAUGGACCACAAAGCCAGACUCCCGGCGGGGACACGAGUGUUCCACAUAAGCUGCGUCAUUGGUUCCGUGACGCCCAUCAGGCUGGGGGAUGGGAAAGCCGAGCCCCCAAGUGCCUGCAGAGCCCACCUGGUGCAGACCUCGCCGCCUCGGGGCUGCUGCUCACACUUCUGCACCUUCCCCCGACUGGGCCCCUGUUCCUUGAGGCCACACCACACCCAUUCAUUUUUCCACACUCUGAGCUGUGUCUCCCAAGCCCAGGGCAGCCAGGCUUGGCAGAGCCUCUGCCUUGAGGCCAGCAUGCCCAAUGGCCCCUUUGAGAGGAUUUCCUGGAGCUUCCUGUCUGAGCUUCCUGGCCUGAGGGCAUUGGGAAGGAGCCUGCGGAGCUGGAGGUCAGCAGGUGGACUGGUCGCGCUCUCCUGGCUUUUGGAGUGUGGAGCCAGAGCGGGUGGGACAGGUGACCUGCUGCUGGGCUUGGUGGUCCCUGCUGCAGGGAAGGGGCAGCUGGUGUGAACGCAAGGAGCUGCAGGACUGGAGAAGACCAGGGCCAGGAACCUGCCGAUGGACACCGGCGAGGGGCCAGGCACGGCCCGGACUCCCUGGCCGGCUGGGGUCUGACAGGAGCACCAGGUUCCUUGGGCUGCCCAAGGAGCCGCUUGUUUGGCCACUGUUUUUUCAUCUGUAAAUGGAAUGAGUUCUACACAAGAUCCAAGUGCCCUCCCCUGUUUGAGAAGGUUCUUGUGGGCUCUGGGCUCAUCCCACCUCCCGCAGUGGGCAGGAGGCCACCGAGAGGUGCAAGACCAUGCGCCAUCUUUCGAGAGGAAGCUGGGCCUCAGAGGAGCCUGGGGCCUGUGUCUGAGACCCGGCCAAGUGCUGGACGUCUCCCCUUCCUCACGGCUGUUGUGGCUGAAUUACAUCCCCCCAAAUUCUCAUG